Xiphias gladius (swordfish) is the source of this 2403-nucleotide messenger RNA. RefSeq names its product fatty acid desaturase 6 (gene fads6). The transcript is spliced from 6 exons. Gene Ontology annotation, molecular function: oxidoreductase activity, acting on paired donors, with oxidation of a pair of donors resulting in the reduction of molecular oxygen to two molecules of water. NCBI's taxonomy places the organism in Eukaryota, Metazoa, Chordata, Actinopteri, Istiophoriformes, Xiphiidae. Gene Ontology annotation, cellular component: membrane. Gene Ontology annotation, biological process: lipid metabolic process. Bases 143 to 1282 code for a protein of 379 amino acids. The record is from RefSeq and is a predicted model, not a curated record.
AGCCAAUAAAGACUUUCGCAAUGCCUCCUCUGACCUGUGGACUUUACAUUCAGAGUGCAGUGUUUAGCACCGGCUGAUUGCGAGAGGACACCAGCCGCAUGGUGACUUUGUUCUGAGCCGGUUCAUCGGCGGAGGAGCCGACAUGCAGAACGUACCAGAGGAGUGGAGGGAAGGACGGGAUGAGGGGACGGGGGAGAUGUUAGUCAAGAGGAGAGGUGAUUCAGAGUGCAGCGGUGAAGACAUGAAGGGCGAGAGGAGGAAGAGUGCCGGGACAGGUGGCGAAGAGGUGGAGAGAGAGACGCUGAUGAUGGAGCUGACGAGGCUGGUGCAGAAGAUGGUGAGAGAGAGCAGCUGGUGGGAGAGGAGAGGGAUCGAUUGCAGCAUCCUGGCAGGCGCGUUCCUCUGUCUGCCACCCGCCUUCCUACUGCUGUCCUCCUCCCACAUCCUGCGGUUCUCCGCGGGCAUGCUGCUGAUGGGAGUGGCCCACGCGGUCAUCACCGUCAAGGGGACGCAUCUGGCCAGCCACGGGGCGCUGAGCGAGUCGCAGGCCUGGGGGAGGUUCUGGGCCGUCUUCUUCAUCGAGAUCUGCGGUUCCUUCUCGGCGCGAGCUGGCGUGCACGGACACAUCAAGAUGCACCACGCUCACACCAAUGUCGUGGGACUGGGCGACUCCAGCGUGUGGAAGGUCCCCUUCCUGCCUCGCGCCGUCUACCUGUUCGUGGCCCCCCUGGCCGUGCCCGUCAUCACGCCGCUCGUUGCACUGGCUCACCUCAGAGGCCUCGCUCUGGCCCACAUCGCCAGGACCGUCCUGAUGGUUUCACUGGGCCUGUACUCGCAGUACUGGCUGCUGAUCCACGCCUCCGGGUUCAGGUCCCCUCACGGCGCCUUGCUCUGCAUGCUCGUCUGCAGAGCAAUGUUCUCCGUGCCGUACAUCCACGUCAACAUUUUCCAGCACAUUGGCCUCCCCAUGUUCUCUCCGACCCGCCGACCGAAGAGGAUCUACCAGAUGACCCACGGAGUCCUGAACCUGCCCCGUAACCCGGUGCUGGACUGGACUUUUGGACACUCGCUUAUCAGCUGCCACGUGGAGCACCAUCUCUUCCCCUUCCUGUCUGAUAACAUGUGUUUAAAGGUGAAGCCUGUCGUGUCCAAGUAUCUGGCUGAAAAGGAGCUUCCGUACCAGGAGGACGGCUACCUCUCUCGCCUGACCCUCUUCUUCCACAAAUACCAGGAACUGAUGGUGUUCGCCCCCCCGAUCACAGAGCUGGUGGGGGUGCAGUGAUGGAGAUGAACCCGCUCGGACUAACGGCCGCUGCCGCUCCAAAGCACACGCGUCAGUUUUUAAGUGCAUUUCUGCUGACAUGCUCCAACCUCCAGGUUUGAACUGCGUCUAACGUACAUGAUAGGGCUCGAUUCAAUGCGACUCUAAGACAUUAGGAUUUAUGUCGUUAAAUUAACGCAACGUCUUCAUGAUUGAGUUGGUUUUUUUUGGUUCUUUUUUUUUUAAAUCAACUGAACAAAUGGCACAAAGAUAAGCACUCAGUGAAAAGCUUGAUUGGGGCUAAUGAGUUCUGCAUUUAGGGUCACACUGGGAGAUUAAUUGUAGCUCUGUAAACUGACCUGGGGUCUGUCUGACGAAGCAACUUAUUCAGGCCCUGUCUGAGCUUCCCGUCGGUCUCGCAAAGCCGGCUGCCGACCGGCUCCUUUAACUCCGGGUUUAACAGUAACAUGCGGCGUUUUGGGGCGAGACGUCCACUGCCACACCUCAGGAGACUGAUCCUUUCCUUCUAGUAUGUGAUAACCAUUACAAUCAUUUUCUAAUAUUUCAUCUGGGCAAUUCAGCUUCAUUCAACUUAAUCUCACUCUGUCGACUGAAGUAGCACCAGCCUCUGACUCAUCCUGGUUUCGAUCACAUCCGGGACACGAUGCGGAGCACCAGAACCCUCGUCGCACACUUCCCUGUGUGAGUCUAACAAGUUCAGGGUUUCGGUUCAUCUGUGCAGUGGCCGUGAUGCCCGCAGACGCUCCCUGCCACCUCUGUACUGCGCUGCAGGCGUUAUCAGUAACCUGACCCCCUAUGACCCCAACGUUCAUUUUCGAUUAUACAACCUACAGCGUGCACUUUAGGUCUGCGUUCACAAAGUGCUGGUUUCCGGUAAUAUUUUCUUUAACGUCCAUACAGAUCUUUUGCAGACCAGUGUUCAACCACCAGCAGCCCUGUAGAGGCGCGGUGCACCUGCAGAAAUACCACCGCUGCUGGCUGUCACGCCGUCGGCUGAAACUACUGACCGCUGCUGUGGCUCUGCUCUCACUCGCUCACAGCUGCACCUGGGUCGGUGUAUCAGUUACUUUACUUUACCAGAAUCUACGCUGCAGGAGGUAGGUUCUUGCUGUGGAACCAUG